Venturia canescens is the source of this 14018-nucleotide messenger RNA. RefSeq names its product calcium/calmodulin-dependent 3',5'-cyclic nucleotide phosphodiesterase 1-like. Bases 1113 to 3287 code for a protein of 724 amino acids. Gene Ontology annotation, molecular function: calmodulin-activated 3',5'-cyclic-GMP phosphodiesterase activity; 3',5'-cyclic-AMP phosphodiesterase activity. The record is from RefSeq and is a predicted model, not a curated record. Lineage: Eukaryota; Metazoa; Arthropoda; Insecta; Hymenoptera; Ichneumonidae. Gene Ontology annotation, biological process: signal transduction. The transcript has 13 exons.
UUAGUUGUGGCGCUACCGCGGCUCAGGUCACACGUGUGUUAAUUUCGCGUCAUUCUCGGGUUAAAGUAUUUCCUGAGGUAAAAAAAAUACUAAAUUCAAAGAUCUAGGCGUGUUCAUUUGUCAGUGAUCAUACACAAGACGCUCCUACUUGUUCGUCGACGUUUAUGCAGAAAAAAAAUUGUUCGUUUUAGGAAAAUUGAGUCUCUUUCGAAAAGAGGGCUCGUUUCGUGGAUUGAAUUGCAUGAAAUGAUGUUUCCAUUGUCGACGAUGACAUGUUGACGCCGCACUUUGAUUAGCGAAUGCUAAAAGGAGGGAAAAACAAUAUUACGGAUUGUCAGUGUUGUGUACCUAAAGAUAAUAUAGACUGUCAACCGAUCAAUGGAUUUGAUCAUAAGAAAUAUAUUUCUCGUGGGGAAAAAUUUCGAGGAAAUGUUCACAUGAUGUGCAUGUAUGCACGCUUUAUUAUCUUCUUCGACGAUGCGACUCUUUUUCGAUGGGGAAAGUUGGUAACAUCCCCGUCGUAGUGAGAAACCCUACGGAUAUUGUCGAGUACAUUCACCUUGAAAACUAUUGAGAACGAAGGAAUCUUCUAAUCAAGUGUUUUAUGAAAUUCGAAUAUCGUGAGUGGCUCGCGUUCGUUUCUGCAAAGGUGAGCGGGAGAUGAGAAAAGAUGAUCUAGGAAAAACAUUUGAGAUUUUUACGGGAGCGCAAUUAAAAAACUUUGGCUCCGUGUCAACGCUCAGCCAUGUCGUGAACUUCUUACACAUCAUCGUCUAGUGAGAGCAACCAUAGCCACUUUAGAUUAACAGAUAAUUUCUGCGCACAACUCAGCGACAAUGGACCAUGGGAACAAUUUAAAGCAGAAGGUUAAAUACGAAUAUCGUGGAAAACGGAAGUGGUUUCUUGAAAACACAGUGUCCGGUGAAUGGUGCGCUAGAUCACCGUGGAAAUCUAAAGAUAGUCUCAUGGAACAAGUCGUCAUCGAUAAACGUGAGCGUGAGAAUAAAUAGAGGAGAGGGAGCAAGAGAGAAAGAGAGAGCUACAUGUAAUAAAAGAUCGAAUGGAGGAAGGGCAAAAAACAAAAAAAUGAGCGGUGAAAUAGCCAGGUGAAAAUGUCUAGACAAAAUAAAGAUCCGAUUCACAAGUGCCACUCGGAUCCAGGAGCUGGUGAUAGGAACAUCACCCCAAUUUCGUCUCAUACAUCCUAUAAGAGGAUUUCACGCAGGCACGUGCUUCCAAGCCUCAUCGGCUCAUCGGCUACUCGAAAAUGCGUACUCACUCUCGACGGAUACAAUUACGUUAUAGUUGCUUCACCACCCGACAGAAGGUCAAGGGACGAAAUCGAUACUUCGACCUCUUCGCCUGCUACUGCUUCAGGAAUCGUAAAUGAGAAUGUGAACAUGAGCGGCACAAGUGGUAACAUCAGUACUACACAUUCGCACAACCCUCCUUCGCCAGGAAGAAAUGGUCAGCUCUCGAAGCAAGGAACAUUGACGAUAGUACGCCGUAGUUCAGCCAAAGGUAAAAGUAGCGCGGAAGCAAGCAUCGAAAGUUCAAUCCUAACCAAUGAUCCUGAAACCCACUUGAGAGGUCGCUCGGUGGAUUCUGGCGAGGAUUUCGAUAAUGUUGAUUUUGAUACAGAAUCUCUGCCAGCUGUUGAUACGCCUGAUGCCUGUGACAAAGCUGCUCUCAGACUACGAUGUCUAUUGCGGCAGCUUGAGCAUGGUGAAAUCUCUGCCGAUCUACUGCAACGGAAUCUGCAUUAUGCAGCCCGCGUUCUCGAAGCUGUUUUUAUCGAUGAGACCAAGGUGAGUUCAAGUGAGAGUACUCAGUCGUCACGCAGGGGGGCGGGACACUCAUCACCGGCCCCCGGUGCUGGCUUGGACACCGACGGACUCCUGAGCCACGCCGUGGCAACUCAGAAACGGAAACUUCGCACCCCCGUUUGGGCAAGACGUUUGGCUGAUGAAGAUGACGAACUUUCGGAAGUACAACCUGACGCUGUACCACCGGAAGUUCGGGAAUGGCUUGCUUCAACGUUUACGAGACAACUGGCAACUACGAAACGCAAAGCUGAUGAAAAACCCAAAUUUCGUUCGGUGGCACAUGCGAUUAGAGCUGGAAUAUUUGUGGAAAGAAUAUCCAGAAGAGUUACCAACACUGCGUUAAUGCAAUUUCCACCGGAUGUCGUCAAAGUUCUCAAGACACUUGACGACUGGUCCUUUGAUGCAUUUUCUCUGAACGACGCCGCGAUGGGUGCUCCGGUCAAGUAUCUGGGCUACGACCUUCUCAAUCGCUACGGUAUGAUCCACAAGUUCAAGGUUCCACCGAUCGUCCUCGAAAAUUUUCUCUCAAGAGUCGAGGAGGGCUACUGUAGGCACAGAAAUCCCUACCACAAUAAUCUUCACGCUGCUGACGUGGCGCAAACGAUGCAUUGGGUUUUAUGUCAAACAGGCUUGAUGAACUGGCUGUCAGAUCUCGAGAUUUUCGCAACUCUCGUUGCUGCUAUCAUUCAUGAUUACGAGCACACAGGAACGACGAAUAAUUUCCACGUCAUGUCUGGAAGCGAUACUGCGUUACUGUACAACGAUCGUGCUGUCUUGGAAAAUCACCACAUCUCUGCAAGCUUUCGGAUCCUGCGAGAGGAUGAAUGCAAUAUUCUACAAAAUCUUGCCAAGGAAGAAUUCCGUGAAUUUAGGUCAUUGGUCAUCGACAUGGUUCUUGCAACAGAUAUGAGUUUCCAUUUUCAACAACUGAAGAAUAUGAAAAAUCUGUUGAGUCUGGCCGAGUCGAGUGUUGACAAAAGUAAGGCGGUCAGCCUGGUUCUUCAUUGUUGUGAUAUAUCACAUCCGGCUAAAAGAUGGAAUCUUCAUCAUCGAUGGACGAUGCAGCUGCUCGAAGAGUUCUUCAGACAAGGUGACAAAGAACAAGCUCUUGGGCUGCCAUUUUCACCACUUUGCGAUCGAAACAACACUCUCGUUGCAGAGUCACAAAUUGGGUUCAUCGAAUUUAUCGUAGAACCAAGCAUGCAAGUGUGCAGUGAUAUGCUGGAAACGGUUUUAGGACCUUUGAACAAUUCAAAAGAACGAGAUUCUGAGGAUCCCAAGAAUGGAUCACUGGAUGAGCGAAGGUGCAAAAUUCAAAAACCCUGGGUUCAGUGCCUUGCCGAGAACAAAAAGUUCUGGAAAGAACAAGCUAUCAGAGACGCUGAUGCAAAGGUGCAAAAGGAGCAGAGGCAAAAAACUGAAGAUCAACUAAACGUACAAGCUCCACAAACUGAUGCAUAGGAAUGAACCGAAUAUCAUAGAGAGAAAAAGCGAAACGAAUGGAAUGCUAUUGAAGUCCAACUACGAUUUGAAUAACUCAAUAUUCACUUUUCUUCGAACUCCAACGUUUGAUGCAUCUAUUCGCACGAAUCAACGUUGCCGACGAGUCAACAACAAUCCUAUUUAUGAAUAAAAAAUUUAAUUCUUCUAAAAACACUGGCACACGCCUGUUACAAAUUGAAAUAGAAAAUUCUUCGCAGUAGCUCUCAUAGAAAAGAAAUUGAGCCUGUAAAACGCAAAGAAAGUUUUUCGUUAAUAAGUAUAAGAUAGAUGUUUAAAUUCACCCAUGUCAUUCAUAAGCCAAUAUUUAUAGAUCUGGCAUUGUAGGUUAAAAAAAUUUCACGUGUUUCUGAGAAGAACAUUCAUCAUUAGUAUUUAGAGAAGAAAAUUAUCAUUAUUUUUUUUCAAAUACAUGAUAAUAUCAUUGAUAGAAGUGCAUAUUUUGUGGCUAUCAGGAUUUAAGAAAAAAUCGAAAUAUAGUAGUACAGAUUUAUAUGAACUGUCGUUAUUCUAAGGAAAGUUUGGACCACGACGUAAUAAAACAAAUCAAUUAAUUUCACGACGUAAGGAGAUACAAAAACAAAAUAGAUGUAAUUAUGAAAAAAGCAGGAUUAGGUGACUGCAAAUAACAUAGUCAUACGCAGCCUUCUAAGCUCUGAGGUAAAACAUAUCUGUCCUACUUCACCGUUACUUCUACAUUUUUCUGAUCAAUCGACCUGCGGUUCUGAUUUAACUUCGGUAUGAUUUACUGGCUGUGUUUAAAUUUCGCAGAGAGCAACAAACAAUUGCUUUUUUGAUUUUUUCCCAAUUUUCGAUUGCAUUAUUUAAAUGAUCAACAUUUUCUUCUAUUUAACUUUUUUUCGAUGAAUCCAACUUUGUAUUAAUUUUGCAAAAUGCUGAAAAUCAGUAUGGGAUAUUUUCUUGUUUUUUUAAUGUUUAUAAAUGUAGUAUAACUUAGAAUCAUAUAUCAAAUCAGUGAACUUACUGCUCCUACAAGUAAAUUUUGAACUGAUACCUUGAUAUAUAAUCUCCUCAUUUACCUUAAAACCAAAUUGGAGAUGAACAAGAUGGAAUUAAAUCAAAUUAAGAAAAAUCGAACAUCAUGAAAAAUAUUUAUUGAAAAUAAUGAAGCAAUGAAUAUAAGAAAUGAGUGUAGAUAUUUUGAAAAAUGAAAAAGAGAGCAUACUCAUUUACACUUGUGAAUACAGCAAGUCAAAAGUUCGUUAUCAGCAAUAACGCAAAAUAUAAAAUUAGUAAACUAAUGGAUCUAUGGGUACAAUUUUGAAAUGAGCUAUGGCACUUGUACCUAAAAUGCCAGAUAGCACUAAAUACACAAUACCGUCUUGAUGACAAUUAAGCAUUCGAUGUGACUUUUCUACGUUUUACCUCCGAGUCUGUGAUGUUUAGAGAAACAAAUGAUGUGGCUCAACCACUACACAUUCGAUAUUGACGUACUUCUAAUUAUGUCCAUGAUGACUUACCACUCAAGUUUUUGAAAGGAAAUUGUUAUCACAUUUAAAAAAUCAUUUUGAAUAUAUCGAAAUUUUGCAAAGAUUUUUGCUCUAGAUUUAAAUCAUGACUUUCCUCCUACCGCGAAUAAUCCUGCCGCGAUAAUAUUGUGAAAAAUCGUGUCACCUACUUUUUUCUAUUUCUGUUCUUCAUCAAAGCUUUUCCAAACAUUAGGAAAAUAAUUUACAUAAGUAUGUUAACAAAUUGAAAACGUCGCAAAGAUCAAUCGAAUAAAAUGUCCAGUAUCAGAUUUAGAGAAACAUCACUAAAGGAAUUAAUGUCGAUACUGAUGCUUGCCAUGUUAACUCUAUUUUUUAGUCUUUAUCCCUUAAGUAAAUCUUCGAGUACAGAGAAACUUAUUGUAAAGUAGUAAAAGGCUUUAUCAAUUUUUUAAUUCUGAUAGUUUUUUCUUCAGCUGAUUUUUUCCGCAAUAGAUUUUUGAUGAAAAUUAAAACACUUACGGUCGAAUUUUAUGGACUGAAGUCUAUAGUCAAGAGUUUUCACAUGAUUAAUUUUCGAACCUAUCCUUUUAUGAAAAAUUAUGUUUGAAAUGACAGAUCUGAGAAAUCCAAAUAAAAUUGAACUUUUACUACGCUGAUUAAAGCUGGUUCCUUCAUGGGCCUAUCAUUUGAUAAUUUUUCUUAUCGGAGUGAUACUCUAAGUUGUAAAUGCUUCAAUCAUGAUUUGUUUGAUUUUAGGCGAAAGUUUUAAUACUCCGGAUGGCUAGUCUUUGAGGAUAUUGUAUUAUGGUUUCGCAGAAAGUUAAAUUUGCAACAAAAACAUUCAUUGAGUGAAGGCUACAUAUUCAUACGUUUUGAAAUCGUUGAUGUGAAAUUAAGUAUAUUAUACUUUUUGAAAACUAUUAUUCAUGCUGUCUUCUCUAGCUCCAGACUGCCUGCACAGGUAUGAACUUAGAAGUUAUACGUUCAACCACAAAAAGCUGAUUUUUAUUUUUCCACAGUUAAACACUUGGUGAAAUUCAAUCAAUUUCCUAUUAAAAUUCGUCCAUAAUUAUUUUAUUGAGGAGCCUUCUAUCUUUGGAUGUACAAUUGAAAGCAAUCGUGUGUAGAUUGUAUAUAAUAUCAAGAAAAUAGAAUUCAAAACCAUUUCAUUAUAUUGUCUCGUCAAGCCAUCGAUGAAGCGAUAACACCGAAAUAAAUUUACUUGCAUCAUCGUUGAUACAUUUUACAUCCUUUGUAAUUCUGAUGCAUGCCUGCUUAUACAUUUUUCUGGAUUUUUCAUUGUCUCUAACAUUGUCGAACCAAAUAUAAGUUAGUUUCAAACGUAUUCCCAUGCAAAUAUUAAUAACCUUAAGAGCGUAUUCUAAGCUCGCAAAUACUGUUUGCAAAAUUCAACAAAAACGAUCAUCAAAAUAUCACCUAAAACUUUAAGAAAUAUAAAUGUGAUUCAUCAAUAAAAAGAAAAUUAUAAUCUUCAGGUUUUGAAGAGUUUACCGAAUUUCUAGUUAAGGAAAGCGAUAGUAAAGGAGAAAAAUUGGGAAUCCGGUUGAAUAAAAGAAAGGCACAAAGUAUUCACGAAAAUUAAUGUUUUGUGUAUUAUUUUGUAUUGUCAAUGAUGAUUAUUCCAGUUAAUGUUAAGUUUGGGAAUGUAAAAUGUUACACUAGUGUCGGAGAAUAUAAAGUGACUGAAGAAGAAAGCACAUGGUCCUAGGGUGCCGAAAGAAAAUUGUUUCGUUCUCUUGAAGCAUUGGUUGUAAGUCGAAAGAUCUCGCGUGUGAACUUGAUGUAAAUGACACGAAACUAGAAGGAUUUCCGAAAAUAAUUCUGGGAGGAGACCACGAGUCAUAGAACAGCUCGAUUAGGGUGUGUUGUUCGAGGACAACAUUUUUUUUGUUCAAUUGUCACUACAAAAAUCUUUAGUUUACACUACAAAAUAAAGCCUCGCAUAAAGAGACUGUUAAACAAUAUUUAGAGGUCCCUCAUAGACCUUGAAAUUUUCCCAUUAGAUUAACAUUGAAAAUUCGUUAAUCUUCAUUGUUUUAGAUCCUUUUCUGCCCAAUUCCAUCGCACGCCUUUUUCCUCAUAUGAUUUUCAAAAGGAUUGAUUUCUGUACAAAAAAGCCUUGUGAUCGAACUCUUAAAAAUCAGCCAUUUUCGAGUAAUUAAUGAUCUGCGGUUGCCUCGAAAAUUAUUUAUUAAGAUUUGAUGAAAACUACAAUCCCCCAAUCCCAAUUAGGAAAACCAAUGGUGACUAGGCCCAAAGUGACAUCGAAAAAACAGAUGUCUUUGCUGAACAUCUCGGACAAAUAUUUACACCGUUUGCACUGCAACAAAACGAUGAGAACGUAUCCAAAUUCCAUGAAUGUCCGCUACCGAUGGAAUUGCCGAUCAAAUACUUCUCACCAGAAGAAGUUAGACACGCAAUCUACAAACAACUGGACCCAAAAAAAUCCCCUGGCUACGACCUGAUCACUGGUGCAAUCCUUAAGAAACUACCAAAAAAAGGAAUAGUUUACCUCUCCAAUUUAUUCAACGGUAUUAUUCGUACAACCAACAUACCAAGCCAAUGGAAAAUCGCUCAAAUUAUAAUGAUUCCAAAACCUAGCAAACCGCCGAACUCUGUCACUUUCUACAGACCUAUAAGCCUUCUACCAAUAAUGUGUAAGUUAUUUGAAAACUUCUGCUGGCACGAAUGAAAAGAUCAAUCAAUGAUUUGGGUUUAGCACCAAUUUGGGUUUAGAAGAAAUCACUCAAAGGUAGAGCAAGUUAACAGAGUUUUUAACACCAUAGCCAACUCACUUGAAGAAAAAAAGUACUGCUCUGCAGUUUUUCUAGGCGUUCAGCAAGCUUUUGAUAAAGUUUGGCACCCUGGUCUGCUAUAUAAAAUAAAAGCGCUCAUACCACAAUAUUACUUGCUUAUAAAGUCAUAUCUUAGCGAUCGGAAAUUCCAGGUUAAAUACGAAACAGCACAAUCAUGAUUCUACCCAAUAAAUUCAGGAGUCCCACAAGGAAGUGUACUAGGCCCAGUCCUAUACACAAUAUUUACAGGCGUUCUUCCUGUAAACGAUAACACCACCAUAGCAACCUUUGCUGACGACACAGCCAUUCUAUCCAUUCACAAGGACCCUGAUGUAGCAUCAGAAAUACUCCAAAGAGGACUAAAUGAAGUGCAAGAGUGGCUGGAGAGAUGGAGGAUCAAGACCAGUAACAUAAACUCGGUCCACAUGACGUUCACAAUGAAAAGAAAGAACUGUCCAAUAGUAUUACUGGGUGGCCAACCUCUUCCAGUCGUCGAUGAGGUGAAAUACCUAGGUAUGCACCUUGAUAGAAGGCUAACUUGGACCAACCACAUAAAAAACAAAAGGAGAGAGCUGAACCUCUGAUUACGGAAAAUAUACUGGCUGAUAGGCAAGAAGUCGAAAUUAUCCCUACACAACAAACUGCUGAUAUACAAAAUAAUACUCAAACCGGGGCCGGGUUGAAGUUCCGAACGGUGAGAAAUCAGAAGGCUCAAAAGUCCGAAAAUCUAGCUGGGACUCGAAAUAUAUAGAUAUACCGCACUAGCGAGAUUUUCGGACUUUUGAGCCUUCUGAUUUCUCACCGUUCGGAAUUUCAACCCGGCCCCCUCAAACCGAUCUGGACCUAUGGAAUACAACUGUGGGGGACUGCAAGUAACUCCAACAUUGAAAUACUACAAAGAUUUCAGUCAAAGACACUUUGGGCCAUUGCAAACGGGCCCUGGUACGUCACCAACGCCAGGCUAUACAAGGAUCUCGACAUAGACACGAUCAAAAAAACAGCACAAAAACAAUCCACAAGCUACGAAACGCGACUCGUCAACCAUCCUAAUUCUCUUGCAUCAAACCUCCUCGAUGGAAGAUCUACCUCGAGAAAACUGAAAAAACACAAACCACUAGAUCUACGAGAAAGAUUCUGGACUGAAUAAACGCAACCAAAGCAACAUAGGGUAGCGUGCAUCGCUGGAUGCAACCCCUAACAACAAACCCCGGACCAGCUCAACAUCACAACUAUUUAUUGCAACACAUGUAGCAGCUUAUAGUCCCCAGCUCAAAAGUGAAAAAAAAGAUUUGAUAAUUAAUAUGAAUCAUAUACCGUCAAAGGAAUCAACAUACAAAAGAGAAAAAACGACAAGUAUAAAAACAUUAUUUUGCACCCUCACAGCAUGGCUCGUCACAUGAAGGUGGAACAACAAAAACUGGUGUACGGAAACAUUUCACUUUUACGUAUAAUACUUGUCGUUUUCUCUUCUUUGUGUGUUGAUCCCUUAGACUAUAUAUGAUUCAUUUUAAUUGAUUUUCUGAGUGGAAAACUAAUUUAUGAGAUAGGGUACUAUGGGGCGAAAGGACCAGCCUCUCAAAGGCAUCAAAAAUUUUAAAACCGACGUUUUUCGAAAUCCAGAAAUUCGAUGCGAUUGUUUUCAAAUAGAAUACCAACUCGGUAAUAUAACAAAAAAAAUGAAAUCAUUAAGGCCCAUUCCUUGGAUGUAAGAAAGUAAAGUAAGUCAAAUUCUGAGAUCGCAUUUAGUUCAUAUUUUUGGGUUAUACAAAAAUGAAUUUUAGGUACACCGUGCUGAGUUAUAAUUGGUGUUUGCACUAUAUUGGAGUCUCACAAUUGAUUUCCGGUCCUAGUUUUUCGAAUUUAGUAAAAAACUAUUUUUAGAGAAAAUAAGCAUAACUUCUCUAAGGUACUUGAAAAAUGUCAUUUUUGCGCUCCUUCUGAUUUGUGGAAAGCAAUCAAUAGUUUAGUAUCGAAGUAAGCAUCUUAUAAAAAUUUAUAAAAUUUCAGUUUCGACACGUGCGCUUUUUGCUCCAAAACUUGAAUCUUUUGAGAAUUCCAUCCUAGAAUUCAACAAUUGAGGGUAAUUUAGGGUCAGAAUAUAGUUUGGAUUCGAACGAAAAAUGUUAUGAAUUCGAUAAAAUUUCACAUUUUACGUGUAUCCAUUUUUACCCAUGUUUCCGUUUUGCCCCAUUACACUCUAUACGAUUAAACCUCGACAAAUAAUUUCCGAGCAACCGAAUUUAAUACGUUGGUUCAUAAUCGUUAUAUAAGAUUUUUUUAUACAAAAUUGGAUUUAUGUAUUAAUUAGUCGAAAACGGUUGAUUUUAAGAGUUCAGUCAAAAGAUUGUUUUUUGUAGAGAAAUCAAUCCUUUUCAAAAUCAUGUGGGGUAAAAGUCAUGGGAUAGAAUCAGGCUGAAGAGGAUCUAAAAUAAUGAAAAUUAACGAAGUUUCAAUGUUAAUCAAAUGGGAAAACUUCAAGAUCGAUGAGGGAUCUCUAAAUAUUGUUCAACAACAGUCAACUUCUGCGAGGCUUUGUUUUUGAGUAUUAACUAAAGAUUUUUGAAGUGACAAUUGAACAAAAAAAAUGUUGCCCUAAAACGACACAUCCUAAGCUUGACAUACGUUUUGAAAAGUCCGGGUAAAAAAAGAAGUGUUUUCCAUGACUAAUUCCGAAGAGAGUUUUAUUUCACAUGAGAGGUUGAAUAAUAGUUUUCACUGAUUCUAAUCAUCUCAGGCGUAAAUCACAAAAUUCGCGACAAUGAAAAUCGUAAUUCGGAGUACGAAGAUAGCAAAAUUUUGUUUGACGAAGAAAAAAUCGCAAGAAAUCCCUGAGAAAUUCAGAACGAAAAAGAUCGAUCAGUAGUCGACGCGCGAGCAUAAAGGAGGAGAGGGAGCUCAGUGGUUAAGCACCGCCGAAAUCAAGCGAGAGAUUGACUGUGAACUUAGAGUCCCAACCAGAGUAAAACUAUAAGAUUCCGCAUAAAUGGAAACUCUUUGAUAACUACGUAAAGGUGAUUGCGGAACAAUAUAAUCAACUGAAAAAUAUAUAAAACAUAGUUAUACCAAAACGACUUGAUAAACUAGUUUUGUAAAACAAAAAAUCAGCCUCUGAAAUAGUAAUAAAUGUGAAGGAUGAUCGAAAAAUGUUGAAGUAAUUAGGGAAGGUAUAAAAUGAAAUAGAAGCAUUAUUCAAUCGAAAAUAUAAAUGGAAACAACUGGUUUGAAAUCAUCAACUUCUGACUAUGAAACAAUACAUAAAAAAAAUAAAAGAAAUGAAAUCAACAAAUCCAAUAUAAAAUCAGCAAGCACGUAUGAAAAUUGAAUGAAAAACCAUGAGAAUUUGAUGAUAAUAUUUAUCAUAGUACAUGGAAUUUUUCUAUUUUUUUUUUAUUAUAUUGGAUAACAUAGAUAGACUGAAACAAAAUAUAUAGUCAAAGAUGACAUUGAAAUUCAAAAGAUAUCAAGAGACUUCUGUUUAACCAAUGAAGAAAAGGCAGAAAAUAUUUUCCUGCAUUCCCUGAAUAUACUUGCCUGUAAUUCCGUAUUGGGAUAAAUUGGUCGUUCCAUAUCAAAUCUACCACUUUUGAACCCAAGUUUUUGCCUAAUCGAAAAGGAAUGGAUUCAAAAAUGGUCGAUUUGAAAUCAAAUGACCAAUAUAUGUACAAUCAGGGAAUUAUUUUCACUCCGUGAUUUCAGUUGAUCUAUUAUCUUGUACAUGAUAUUGGUUGUUCUUAUUACCUUUUUCGCUAUUCAAUCCUAUUUUACUGAAUGUUUUUAUCGAGCUAUUAAAUAAAAUUUUGUAGAAUAAUUGAGAAAUAAAUUGGACCAAAUGUGAAACUUUUGCCAAAUUGAUUUAGACAAAUUGAUAUUGGCCAACCAAUACUUUCCAGUAUCGCUUCUGAUGAAAAAAUUAUCAUUAUGUCAAUUUAUACUAAUAUGAAUUCCAUAUUCAACAUUGAAAUUAUCUAUUCCACAUUAUAAGUUAAGUGCUGAAAAGAAAACGAGAAAUAUCUGACAAGUUAACCUCUUAACUCCCAAACGGACACUUUUCCGUCCCAUCUUUCAACGACUACUCCUAUGAAAUCGGUUCGAAAAAAUUCAUCGCUAAUUCUAUUUGACGCGAUUUCCUUAACUUUCAGAAUCCGCACCCAAAAUUUUCGAAAAAUGUAAUUUGACAAGAUUAUGCUUGUUUAAUUAAAAAGAAACGCAUUUUUUCGCGCUAAUAUUUUUUUCUAUUAACCUUUUCUCACCGGGAUUCAAUGAGGAUCUCUCCUCGGGUCAAGAUUUCGCGUCCAUGGAUCUUAAUCUUUAAAACCCAUAACUAAUAAUUAAGAAAUUUAAGAUGGUAGAGUUCAAUAUGGCGGUUUAAACUCGAAAAAUUUUCGGACUUUUCACCUACCGCGAUACGACUGUCUUGUUCAAUGGGAUUUGCAUGACAAGCCAUGUACAAAAAUUUUUGGGGUGACUAAUUAUAAAUCCGUUGUCAAAUUUUCCGAAUUCAAAAUGGCGGAUUCAAGAUGACGGAAAAAAAUUCGGAAUUUUGUAUUUUUUCGCGAAAAUUGGUAAAUAGGCGUAUUCGUGGGCACUGAUUACAAAUCCGUUAUCAGAUUUAUUGAAUACAAAAUGGCAGUUCUAAGUUGAAGAAAUUCGCGUCGAAUAAGAUUUGCGAUGAUUUUAUUUCGAACGGAUUUCAUAGGAAGAAUAGCGGUUGAAAGAUGGGACGAGCAUAGGUUUACCGGGGCUUUUUUUCAAUUAUUUAAAGUGAAUGUGAAAGGAGAUUCCUGAGAAAAAAUACCAUCCAUCAAAAGGAACACCUAAAAAUAUAUGUAUAAGAUACCGGAUUCGAUAGCAAAAAUGCACAGAAAUUUAUCGGUUGCGCGAUAAGAUAUACAUAACUAUUUUAUAAAAACCAAUAAAAGAAAAAGACCAAUGAAGGACGCUUUCAUCAUGGGCAAUAAAAAUUCCCAUUGCACUCAUUGUGUUCCUAAUCUCGAGUCAUUUUUCUAUUAAUAAUAUAUCGUAUUCAAUUUUUAUCAACCAACAAUGAAUUGUUAUAGGUAGUAAAUUAUUUAUUUCUCCUCUGCAAUAUGCGAAUAAUCACAAAUAAAUAUGAAAUCGAAUGAAUAUAGUAUUAUUCAUAGAAGAAAGCGUUUUACAAACUCUAAAUGAUCGGGACGAAAGCUUUAUUAAUUAGGCUAUUGCUCUAUGGCACUGAGGUCGUUACAGGUGAAAACCCGAUAGGAUUGUGACACGCCCAGGAUAUAGGCAUUGAUCGUGAGAAGCAAUAUGAAAGUUCGGAAAAUGUUCGAUGCUUGCAUGGGUUGUUGGCCCAGUCGCGCAAUAAUAUUUCUAGAAGAUAAUGAAAGAAUUCAAAGAAUUUAAAUAAACGAAGAACGUUGAAAACCUUUGGACAUAGCUUUCCCUUGUGGGUGAUAAAAUAUCGUGAUACAUUCAGUACUUCCUCUCUCUCUCUUUCUUUCUCUUUUGGAUAUUUUGGAUACUUUGUUUUAUUUCACACGUUUGUCAUCUUCAAUGUACUUUCUUCUUUUGUCUUAUAUUGUUUAUUCCAAGGCAUAAAUAUAUGUUAUUCAAUCUCUUUAUCAUAGCUCUUACACUCUAUAAUCAAGGACCAUCAUUCCAUAAAGGAUUCCACCAUUAUCAAGUCCAAAACUGUCUGUUUUCUUUCCAAAAUUGUUCUAAAUUAUUAAUUCACAUCCAUCAUAUGCCUCGCAAAUAUUUCCCAAGAAGUAAAUACAGUCUUUGUCCAUCUCUGCUUGCCUGUCUUUAGAAGAUUCCAAGUUAACAAGGAAACAUAGAGAAGUCUCCUGACCGAAUUGUAUUUCAAUUAUAAACGAAACAUUUGUUAUUUUAUAUAAGAUGUACGUUAUUUGUAUCUUUUACAUUUUUUUACCAUUAAUCAUCGGUCAUAAUAAUUAAUCUUCGUUUUUUUUUAAAUUUCCGCAUUUAAAUCAAUCAUUCAAAAGUUAAUUCACAUUUACCCUAGGAACUCUUUCUUGGAGAAGGAAGAUUUCUCAUUUUUAUGUUUCAUUCACAAGAGAUUUUUGUUUUCUUUCUUUCAAAGUUCAGUAUUAUCUAUUUUCGAUAGAGCGGUUUUAAAAUAAAUAAUGUUUCGAUAAAAUGUUUCAUCCUAUUGUAGAAAUAUAUUAUAGAAAUAUAUUUCUCUUACGUUACACUAUAUUAUAGCAGUCGCGAAUUGUUUCUUUUUAUAACAUUAAGUGGUAAUUAUGCAGAAGUGAGGCACCACUUUAAAACGACUCUAAUUUUUUUCAUGAUGCGUCUUAUGAAUCAGUAAUGGUUAAACAUGCAAUAUUAUGACGGAGUAAAACCUCCAACAUCAUAAAAAAAUUUUACUGCUGUAAUAUUUGAAAGAAUAAAAUGAGUUCGAAGGUUGAAAAAUCACAAAA